Molecule: messenger RNA, 2336 nt
Organism: Rhinichthys klamathensis goyatoka
Lineage: Eukaryota; Metazoa; Chordata; Actinopteri; Cypriniformes; Leuciscidae
Product: piggyBac transposable element-derived protein 4-like
Exons: 3
Coding region: 291-2270 (659 amino acids)
Source: RefSeq, a predicted model, not a curated record
CAUGUGCAUCACCAGAGGGCGCGUGAGCUGCUCCAUUACAGUGUCAAUAAUAUGGUCAUAUCUGCAAUUUCUGCACCCCCGAAUUCAAGGAAACAGUGUAGAUAUUACAGUAAUCAGCACAUGGACGUUUCCGUCUGAAUGCAGCGCUGGUGUUCUUGCUAAUCGCAUGCAUCUGUUCCUCACGCAGAGUCUGCUUCUGAAAUACACGGGAAUAACAGGAAGGAUUCCAUAAAGGAUUUGUGUGCAAUCCAAAAUAUCUCGUGUAGAUAAGUUCAAUCUGUAGCUGCAUAAUGAAGAGACGGUUUAGUGUUGUGGAGUCCCUGGUUCGUUUAUUUGAAUCCAGAGAAGAGGAAAGACAUGCAACCCUACAUACAAGUGAUGGAUGCAUAGAAGAAGAAAAAUGUGCAACCCUACAUACAAGUGAUGGAUGUAUAGAAGAAGAAAGUGAUGCGACCCUACAUUUAAGUGAGGGAUGGAUGGAAGAGGAAAGUGAUGCGACCCUACAUUCAAGUGAUGGAUGGAUGGAAGAGGAAAGAUAUCUGGAAGGAGAAGCUGAGCCAGAGGAGGAGCUCUUCGAUCAAGCUUCUGAAACAGAGGACAAUACAGAAUUCGACCCAGACUACCACUCUACUGAUGAGGAAGAGGAAGAGGAUCCUCCUGAUGUGGAGGCCGCUUACCAGUCCAAAAACUGGAACAUAUUGUGGACUUCAACAACUCCUUCAGAGAGACGAGGGAGAUUACCAUCUCAUCGUGUCAUCAAAAUGACCCCUGGACCAACCAGGUUUGCAUGUUCCAAUGCCAAAGACAUAAUAUCAACAUUUGAAUUGUUUUUCCCAGAUGACAUUAAAAAGAUUUUGAUUGAAAUGUCCAAUUUAGAGGGGAAACGAGUGUUUGGUAAAGCCUGGAAGAACCUGGACUGGACGGACAUACAGGCCUAUUUCGGUCUGUUGAUUCUGGCGGGCGUGUAUCGAUCCCACCAUGAGGCUUUGAGUAGCUUAUGGAACGGUGUGUCGGGAAGGGCAAUUUUUCGUGCUACCAUGUCUUUGAAUACUUUUACCAUUAUGUCAAGGAUCUUCUGCUUUUAUAGAAGGGUUGCAGGGCCUGGCCGACAGAAAGAUGACAAGCUGGCACCAGUAAGGGACAUCUGGGAAAAAUGGGUCCAACGCCUGCCGCUCUUGUACAAUCCAGGCCCGAGCAUCACUGUAGACGAGUGCCUGGUCCCUUUCAGAGGUCGCUGUCCCUUCAAACAAUACAUGCCGAGUAAACCGAGCAAGUAUGGAAUUAAAAUCUGGGCGGCGUGCGAUUCCAGCUCGAGCUACGCAUGGAACAUGCAGAUCUACACAGGCAAAGCUGCCGACAGAAAGCCAGAAAAGAACCAGGGAAUGCGUGUGGUCUUGGACAUGACAUCCGGUCUCCAGGGACACACCAUUACAUGUGACAACUUUUUCACCUCGUAUGCCCUCGGCGAGGAGCUGCUCCGAAGAAAAAUGACCAUGAUCGGAACAGUCAGAUCAAACAAGCCUGAGCUCCCGCCUGCACUCCUGUCAGUCAAAGGCAGGGCCCGAUUCUCGUCCAUGUUCGCCUUCACCGAGACACACGCUCUUGUGUCCUACUGUCCCAGAAAAAAUAAAAACGUGCUUUUGAUGAGCACAUUACAUAGAGAUGCCGCAAUAAGCAACAAAGACCACAAGAAGCCAGAAAUAAUCCUAGACUACAACAAGACCAAAGGUGGAGUUGACAACCUUGACAAGCUAGUUGCCACAUACACCUGCCAAAGAAAGAUAAAUCGUUGGCCAAUGGUUGUUUUCUUUAACAUGUUGGAUGUCUCCGCCUACAAUUCACUUGUGCUCUGGACCGAAAUAAAUCCUAUGUGGAACAAACAGAAGUGCUUCAAAAGGAGACUCUUUCUGGAAGAGCUAGGGGAAGCUCUGGUGACUCCCUUCAUGACAAGACGGCAAACCAUUCCCCGCUCGCUAGCCUCUCAGAAUAUGGUAAAGGAAGCACAAGCAGGCUCUUCAGAAAAUGAAGCCUCCCCCAAAGAGGUUCCGUACCAUAAAGUGAUGGAAGCACGUGCCUGCACUGUUGAAGUCAAAGAAACUGGCCCCUCGCCAGCCUCAACCCCCUCUAAGAGGAAAAGAUGUCAGGUCUGUGAAUCCAAGUUGGGCAAAAAAACCAACAUGACGUGCAGUAAGUGUAACAUGUACAUUUGCAGGUCUCACGCUGUUAUAACUUCUUACUGCUACCCAUGCAACAAGCGAAAGAAGGUUUAAACAGGAUUUGUCACUGCUUAUGUGCUGUUUUUUUACUCAGUCUUUAUGACAAAUUAUUUUCUUGCU